Molecule: messenger RNA, 1287 nt
Organism: Psilocybe cubensis
Lineage: Eukaryota; Fungi; Basidiomycota; Agaricomycetes; Agaricales; Agrocybaceae
Exons: 7
Coding region: 1-1287 (428 amino acids)
Biological process (GO): ergosterol biosynthetic process
Cellular component (GO): endoplasmic reticulum membrane
Molecular function (GO): Delta14-sterol reductase activity
Source: RefSeq, a predicted model, not a curated record
AUGUCUGCACUCAACCCACGGACAACCCAAUACGAAUUUUUGGGUCCCCUUGGAGCCUUAGCGAUUUCCAUUGGCAUUCCAACUGUCACUUAUCUCCUCUACUUCGGAUGCUCGGAGGAAACAGGAGGUUGUCCACCACAACUAAGCUCUGCUGCACCCAUUUUUCAAUCAAUUUCGAGCUUAAGUUGGUGGAAGGGUCUUUGGGACACGGAAGCAGCUCUCAUAUAUCUUGCUUGGUAUGCAUUCUGUGUUAUCUCUUGGGCGAUUCUUCCCGGAGAUCGAAUUAACGGAACCACCUUGCGAAACGGAGAGAGAAAGGUUUAUAAAAUCAAUGGCCUUUCUACGUUUUUGCUCGCAUUGGGAAUAACAUCAGGAAUCAUCAUGCGAUAUGGACCUGAGUCUUUCACCUUCAUCUAUCACAAAUGGGUUGGCUUGUUGACUGCAUCCUAUGCAAUGUCUUUUGCACAAGCCACGUACUUCUAUAUCGCUUCAUUUCAAGAAGGAAAACUUCUUGCUCUAGGAGGUAACUCAGGGAACAUCAUUUACGAUUGGUUUAAAGGACGCGAGCUCAAUCCAUCCAUAGGGUCGUUUGAUAUCAAGUCUUUUAAUGAGCUUAGACCGGGCCUCAUUCUUUGGGUCCUGAUCAACAUUAGCAUGGUUUGUGAGCAGGCAACACGCCGAGGAGGGUUUGCCAAUGUGACUGAUUCGAUGUGGCUUGUACUCGCCUUCGAGGCGUGGUAUGUUGCCGAUAGUCUUUAUAACGAGCCUGCUGUCUUCACCACAAUGGAUAUCAUCAGUGAUGGGUUCGGAUUCAUGCUGGCUCUUGCAACAACCUAUGUGCCUUUCGCAUACUCUGUUCAAGCGAGAUACUUGGUCUUCCAUCCCAUCGAACUCGGCCCAUCCGCUACCAUCGCCAUUAUCUUUGUAAAUAGCCUGGGCUACUACAUCUUUAGAGUCACGAACGGGGAGAAGAAUGAUUUCAGAAAUGGAAAGAAUCCGAAAAAUCUCAAGUUCAUGACAACCAAGAAGGGUUCUAAACUUAUUACCUCAGGCUGGUGGGGUCGCUCAAGGCAUCCCAAUUACAUGGGAGACUUGAUUAUGGCUCUAGCAUGGUCACUUCCAACCGGCUUCAAUACGCCUAUCACAUACUACUAUGUCAUCUACUUUACAAUCCUCCUCAUUCACAGAGAACGUCGUGACGAUGAAGCUUGCUCACAGAAGUACGGAGAAGACUGGGUGGCAUAUAAAAAGUUGGUACCCUACCGCAUAAUACCUUAUAUUUAUUAG